This is a messenger RNA of Daktulosphaira vitifoliae (grape phylloxera), 3490 nucleotides long. Its product is annotated as terminal nucleotidyltransferase 5C. Gene Ontology annotation, molecular function: poly(A) RNA polymerase activity; RNA binding. The record is from RefSeq and is a predicted model, not a curated record. NCBI's taxonomy places the organism in Eukaryota, Metazoa, Arthropoda, Insecta, Hemiptera, Phylloxeridae. Bases 271 to 1707 code for a protein of 478 amino acids. Gene Ontology annotation, biological process: mRNA stabilization. The transcript is spliced from 2 exons.
UUUUUCAAAAAAAAAGAUUAAAUUUACAUGUUAAUUUUUUUUUUGUUCUAUUCUUAAAUUGUGUUUCAAACCUCAUUUAUUUGUUAUUAUUUGCGUUUAUUUACAACUAUUAAUCGCGAAUCAUUGAAUAAAUUUUAGUAUUAUAAUAUAAUCGCGACGUUCAAAUAUCCGCAACUGCUUAUCAUUGCCGUUUUAUCAAUCGCAGACUCGGUCCCGUUGUCGCCGGUCGCCUGUAUCGUGUAACAUAUAAAUAAAGUUACUAUUUUCAUUAUGUGGAACGACAAUAAUUAUUAUCGUCACAAUUGCAAUAGAAAUUUUGGACCAUUUUUUAGACGACGACAUCAACAACAACCCUUUUAUCGAGCGGACUAUCAAUCUAAAAUGAAGUCAGUUGAUCCAGGAUCUCCGUUACCAGUUAUGCAGAACGGACACCUAGACGUGUCUUCUAAGGACCUAGACCACAUGCGGCCAGCUGCUAUGCUGUCCACUUGUGGCGACGACCGCCAGAAGCCAGGCGGCCGUUCUCAAACAGAUCUCAGCAGACUGGCAGUACUAAGUUACGAACAAGUGGCUCGGCUGAAUGACGUCAUGGACGAGACUGUAAGCAUCCACGGUCGUGGUAAUUUCCCAACUCUUGAAGUGCGUUUACGCGACCUAGUAGCUAUGGUCAGAGACCGGCUACGCGCCCAAACAGCGCCUGAAGAUGACGAUGUGGCUUUCUCCGUUGAACCGGCCGAAUCUGUCGACGAGCCAUCUUCGUUCCAAGUGAACAGUAUCAGACUGAACGGAGGUGCCGCCUCCCAUGUGCUCACCACUGACACGCAGCCCUACAACGAUUUGGAUCUGAUAUUUAAUAUCAGCCUGUUGGGUAAUCGCGACUUUGACCGUGUCAAAUCAGCUGUACUCAGAGCGCUGGUCGAUCUAUUACCAGAAGGCGUCAGUCGAAAAAGGAUGACGCCUUGUAGUAUAAAAGAAGCUUACGUUAGUAAAAUGGUCAAAGUCAACAAGGACGGCGACAGAUGGUCUUUGAUCUCACUAGGCACAUUGCCCGGUCAAAGAAAUGUCGAGCUGAAAUUCGUGGAUAAAAUGAAAAGGCCAUUCGAAUUUUCCGUCGAUUCGUUUCAAAUUGUACUCGACUCUUUGUUACUGUUCUACGAGUGUAGUAGCGGUGUGCCAAUCAGUGAAAACUUCUACCCGACCGUUGUAGGGGAAUCUGUGUAUGGCGACUUCCGCGAUGCCAUGUACCACUUGGAAAACAAACUGAUCGUCACCAGAAACCCGGAAGAGAUCCGAGGUGGAGGUCUGCUCAAGUACUGCAACCUGUUGUUACGCAACUACGCGCCCGAUUAUGAUGGCGACGGCACCAAAAAACUCGAGCGUUACAUGUGCUCUAGAUUCUUCAUCGACUUCUCAGACAUUAACCAACAACGCGCCAAACUGGAAAACUACAUGAAAAACCAUUUUUGCGCACCUCAAGAAGAAUAUAUGAAACUGCAGUACCUUAACGUUCUCAAGCAAGUAGUCGAGGAAAGCACCGUGUGCUUAAUGAUACACGAGAGGCACCAGACAUUGGCGCUUAUCGCCGAACUAUCGUGGCAACUGAUGGCUGGACACGGAAUGUACUACUACUAUCAUCCGCCACCACAGAUGACCAUGUCCAUGGGACAUCACAGCCAACUACCCGCUACUCUCCAUUGCCCAUCAUAAGCGCCCCGUUACAUUUCGUCAAGAAAAUCAUGAUACGUUUAACAAUUUAACAAAUCUUUUUGUUCGUAUGUCUAUUUAUAUAUAUUAUGUUAAUUAUUAUAAUUUUUCAAGAUCUCUCAAAAAAAAAAACAAAAAAAAAAAACACCAAAAAUUUAUGUAACACAAAAAAAUUAAGGUCUCUCAACCUUCUGCCCGGCAAUUGUAUUUUAUUAAGUUAAUCGCCGAACAAUGUUAUUUUAUCAUGACACCGCGUUACCGAGCGAGGAAAAAACGUUCACGAAAACAUCUUUGAAAUACCUUUUUUCACUUUUUUUUUUGUCAUACGUACAAUUGCACAUGCACAUUUUAAAGUCAAAUUUUGAUUUAUCACAAAAAAAAAAAAACUUUUUUUUUUAAGAUAGAACACCAUUAUAUAAAACUCGCGUACUUAAUGAACUUGGUCCUUUGUAUGUAUAUUUUUUUAUUUUGGCAGCCAUUGUUGACUAUUGCUUUUGCAUUAACCACGAAAAGAAUUUUUAUUUUAUUUAUACAAUUUUUUCGUUUGAAUGUCCGUUACCAUCGGAAAAAGUAAAACUCUAAUUUAUACGAAUAAAAAAAUAUUACUAGUUUGAUAAAUAAAUGAUAAUUUGAUGUGGGAAAAUAAUUUCUAAAUUUACUUAGACGUGGUUCUUUUAAUCGUACACCGAUUUCGAUAUUAAACCAAUUGUUCCGUAUUAUAAAGUCUACAAAAUUAUCUUUUAUGCCUUACUAUGUAUAAGUGAUAAUAUUUACUUAUUAAUGAGAGUACAAGCAUUCGCUUCCGUAUUUUUUUUUUGUCGGUCGUGUAUUUUUUCCCGGGAGAGCUUAUAGUUCUUAAAAAAAAAAAAACUAAAAAAAAAACAAAAAAAAAUUAAAUAAAAAUUAAAAACGAAAAAACAAUUUUACAUUUUUAUGAUAAAUAUAUAAAUAUAUAUGUUUAUAUAUAUAUUAUAUACAUACGUGUAACACUUAUGUAUACGUUUGUAAAAAAUAAUUAUAUUGAUGAUAUUAUAUGAUAUUAUAUGAUAUAAUUUAUUUUCCAUGAGAUAUAAUAUAUUUAAUUUUAUCGUGUUUGUGAUAUCAUUUAGCUGCGAUUCUAUUACAAUUAUUAAAUAUAAAAACGGAUACACAACCAUAAAUAAUUAAGGUAUAGUAGAGAGAUGUAAAAAUAUAUUUAAGUGUGUACAAUGUAUGUGUGCGUGUGUUUGUUGUAAAGAAGAAAAACAGCACAAUCACCGAAUAAUUUUGUUUUUUUGUUUUUAUUCUUAUUACCCAACGUUUUGUGUGUAGUUAUUUGUCUUUUAAGUCGAAAAAUAUUAUAUAGUAAAAAAAUAUUAAAAAAAAAAAAUAAAAUAUUUAGUAAUAUUAUCUUAUUUAAUAUUUAUAACAUUGCAUUGUUUGUUGUAAUAAACAUUCCUAAUGAAAAAUUGAAUGUGUUAUAUUGGAAAGAAAUGAUUAGAUUGAAAAGCACACACAGUCACAUUGUCUUCUAGUCUGUAAAUCAUAUUUGUAUAAAAUAAAUCCUAUAUUUUUUCAAUGACAGCAUCAAGCGGGUUUUCAAUUUUUUUUUCCAAUUUUUUAUUCCUAUGUAUCAUUGAAGUACGUUCAUGUUAUAUUGUAAUAAUUAUUAUCAGUGAAUAUAAUUUAAUUGUGAAUAGAAACGCAUAAUUGUACCAUGUAAUAUCGACACGGUGAAUGUACAACAAUAUUGUUAAAUGUGAAUAUGUGUGUGCAUUUGUUUCUUUUUUAACUGACGUUAGUACAA